CGGCCAAUGAGCGGCGGCCGCUUCCGCGACUCAGGCGACUUCCUCCCGGCCCGCGGGCCCCACUCUGCUGCCCCACUGCGAUGCCACGGCUGCACCAGUAGCUCGCCAACCUCCCCCCCUGUUUGCACGAACCCCUUCGGGUGGGCGAGCGGUCGUAUUUCUUUACGCUCCUUUUUUUCUGUUUCUUUGGCAAACUGCAAGCGGGGCGGGAGGGGGGUAGUUUUUACUUCUUCUUCUGCGGACAUGCCUAACAUCGUGCUUUUUAGCGGGAGCUCCCACCACGACCUGUCCCAGAAAGUGGCCGAUCGGCUGGGACUGGAGCUGGGGAAAGUGAUCACCAAGAAAUUCAGCAACCAGGAGACAUGUGUGGAAAUCGGGGAGAGCGUGCGCGGCGAGGACGUUUACAUCGUGCAGAGCGGCUGUGGCGAAAUCAACGACAACCUGAUGGAGCUGCUCAUCAUGAUCAACGCGUGUAAGAUCGCCUCCUCGUCCCGCGUCACCGCCGUCAUCCCCUGCUUCCCCUACGCCCGGCAGGACAAAAAGGACAAGAGCCGAGCGCCCAUAUCAGCCAAGCUGGUGGCCAACAUGUUGUCCGUAGCCGGGGCCGACCACAUCAUCACCAUGGAUCUCCACGCCUCUCAGAUCCAGGGCUUUUUCGACAUCGCCGUGGACAACCUGUACGCGGAGCCCGCCGUGCUUCAAUGGAUCCGGGAAAACAUCCCCGAGUGGAAAAACGGCAUCAUCGUGUCCCCGGAUGCCGGCGGGGCGAAACGCGUGACGUCCAUCGCCGACCGCCUCAACGUGGACUUUGCCCUCAUCCACAAGGAGAGGAAGAAGGCCAACGAGGUGGACCGCAUGGUGCUGGUGGGCGACGUCAAGGACCGCGUGGCCAUCCUGGUGGACGACAUGGCCGACACCUGCGGCACCAUCUGCCACGCCGCCGACAAGCUGAUUGACGCUGGCGCGGUGAAGGUCUACGCCAUCCUCACGCACGGCAUCUUCUCCGGCCCGGCCAUCUCGCGCAUCAACAGCGCCCCGUUCGAGGCCGUGGUGGUGACCAACACCAUCCCGCAGGAGGAGAAGAUGAAGGCGUGCCCGAAAAUACAGGUGAUUGACAUCUCCAUGAUCCUGGCGGAGGCCAUCAGGAGAACCCACAACGGCGAGUCCGUGUCCUACCUCUUCAGCCAUGUCCCCUUGUAGAGAAAGAGAGGAGCCCCCCCCCCGCCCCCCCAUCGGGCCAUGCGGCUGGCACUUUUUUACCACCUGUCCUCCAGAUAUGGCCUGAUGUUUUUGGCCCACCCCACAUGACUGUUUUAAGGUCACACCCUAGUUGUCUUUGGCCUUUUCACACAGGAGACAAAGCAAAAUAUAAUUUCCUUUUUACCGAAGUUUCUAUUUAUGAGUAUCUCUUUUUUAAUUUUUUAUUUUUUUUUUAUGUUUUAGUUUCAGUCUUGCCAACCUUGGCUCAGCCGAGGCCUGGCCGUCUCUUAACCAAAGGCUCCACCAUGUAAACAUGUAUUUGUACCUUGUAUUGAACUGACGUGAAAUGAAGCAUUCUGGGAUGUCAUGUGAUUCGAAUAUUUUGGCCUUUUUUUUUGCUUCGCAGAGUUUAAAAAAAAAAAGACCGCCCCUUUCCCUGCAGAGUGACGCUUUAACGGCUUCUAAAAAGUAUUAAAACAAUAUAGCCUAACCCGUUACUAGCUAUAUAUCGAUUGUAAUAGUUCACGCUUUCUCCAGGUAAGUGGGAGUGAAAAGAAUGUUUUGUGGGCUGAAUCUUACCUGUGCAGUCCGGCCGUCUCCCACGACGACCUGCUGUCCCCUGGUGGUGGCGGCGGCUCACCUGUGGGACAACAACCUUCUUGUAUUGAUUUGUGCUAGAGAACGAGACGGGUCAUUUGAUUCCAAGGAGGCAGGUUUUGCCGUUUGCCUCUCGGUGGAUAAAGAAAAAGUUGGUGGAAAAAGCGUGAUUUUUUUUUUUUUUUUUUUGUAUUAUUAUAUGUAAUACUGCUGUUUCUUUGACAAUAAAGCUUUGACAAUGGCUUACAAAUGCUAAUCUUUGCUGUUCUUCAGAGACAUUACAUUUGUUAUAUAUCUUAUAAAAGUUGUGAGAUGUUUAAAAAUAUGCUCUAUACAUCUAGCAGCCUUGCAAAAUGCUGCAUAACUUCCCAUAAUGCAACUGAAUAACAUCCCUCUCCGGGAGGUUUGAUAAGAUGGUGCAGUUGCACAAACGUGUGUGUGUCCCUUCCGCUUUGUAUAAUCCCAUCAUAAUAAAUU
Messenger RNA from Pungitius pungitius (ninespine stickleback), 2274 nucleotides. Its product is annotated as ribose-phosphate pyrophosphokinase 2. The transcript is spliced from 7 exons. Gene Ontology annotation, cellular component: ribose phosphate diphosphokinase complex; cytoplasm. Lineage: Eukaryota; Metazoa; Chordata; Actinopteri; Perciformes; Gasterosteidae. Gene Ontology annotation, molecular function: ribose phosphate diphosphokinase activity; ATP binding; magnesium ion binding. The record is from RefSeq and is a predicted model, not a curated record. The coding region runs from base 7 to 1200 and encodes 397 amino acids. Gene Ontology annotation, biological process: 5-phosphoribose 1-diphosphate biosynthetic process; purine nucleotide biosynthetic process.